GCUCCGGGCCGCCCCGCGCUGGUGCGGAGCGGGAAAGGCAUCCUGCCUCCAGGGGGCAGCGGCCGCAGCCGGGUCCCUGCGUGGGCAGCUCGGCGCCCGCGCCCUCGCCGCUCUUCCUGUCGCUGGGGGUGGUGGGCCGGCCAGUGGGCGGCCAGGGCCGGCGGUCGCCAUUCCCGUGUCGCUGCGCCCGCGGGGGCCGCCCGAGCCGGCCACGAUGCCACUGGGCCUGAAGCCCACCUGCAGCGUCUGCAAGACCACUUCGUCCUCCAUGUGGAAGAAGGGCCCGCAGGGGGAGAUCCUCUGCCACCACUGCACGGGCCGGGGCGGCGCGGGCGGCGGGGGCGCCGGCUCGGGGGCGGCCGGCGGGACGGGGGGCAGCGGCGGCGGCGGCGGCGGCUUCGGCGCGGCGACCUUCGCCAGCACCUCGGCCGCCCCUCCGCAGAGCAACGGGGGCGGGGGCGGCAAGCAGAGUAAGCAGGAAAUUCACAGGAGGUCUGCUCGGCUCAGAAACACUAAAUACAAAUCUGCUCCAGCUGCUGAAAAGAAAGUUUCCACUAAAGGAAAAGGGAGAAGACAUAUUUUUAAAUUAAAAAAUCCCAUCAAAGCUCCUGAGUCAGUUUCCACCAUAAUCACUGCAGAAUCAAUCUUCUACAAGGGAGUAUAUUACCAAAUUGGAGAUGUUGUUUCUGUGAUUGAUGAACAAGAUGGAAAACCCUACUAUGCUCAGAUCAGGGGUUUUAUCCAGGACCAGUAUUGUGAGAAGAGCGCAGCACUGACGUGGCUCAUUCCCACUCUCUCAAGCCCCAGGGACCAGUUUGAUCCUGCAUCCUACAUCAUAGGACCAGAGGAGGACCUUCCAAGGAAGAUGGAAUACUUGGAAUUUGUUUGUCAUGCCCCUUCUGAAUAUUUCAAGUCACGUUCAUCUCCAUUUCCCACAGUUCCCACCAGACCAGAGAAGGGCUACAUAUGGACUCACGUUGGACCUACUCCUGCAAUAACUAUUAAGGAAACAGUUUCCAACCAUUUGUAGUUUAAAAAGUAAAACUCGAUUUCCAAUUAUCUUGUAUUCAUACUAAUACAAGAUAUGCCAUAUUUCUUUAAUGAAAUUCUUGGAAAAAUGACUAAAAAGGUUUUCCCCUACUACCCAGUAACCAUUAGCUUGUUUGUUACUAGUCAUUUAGAAAAUUAAAAGAGAUAGAAAAGAAUUAAAUAUAUUUUAAAGUUCAAUAUUACAUUCUAUAUGUGUAUCUUCCCAGGUAAAGGCUGUAAUUUUCAGAGAGACCACUAGGAACAGGGAGUUUCUAUUCUUCUCCAUAUCUCAUUUCUAGAAAAUCAUAAAGUGGAUUGUAUUUUUCUACAAGAACAAAAUAUUAAUUAAGGUUUGGAUUUCUGACCAAGGGCUGAAUCAAAUAAAAUGUAGCUAUGACCAACAGUAUCUAUCACAAAGCUACACAAGCUGUUUUCUCACCAGGAAGAUGCUGUGACAGGCUGUUGGCUGUUUUAACCUUAAGAAAAGUGCCCAGGCUUUUUAAAACUUUCGUCUAAUUCCUCUGUAGCAAACAGGGAUUCAGACUUAGUCAGUUGAUCUUAAUAGAGCCACUCUCCACUGUUCUCACUACCUUGUCAAUCAAAAUGAGGCUUCCAGUCAAACCGUGAGAAUUUAUAGUGCUGACAGUCAACUUCACUGAAAACACACAGGAAACCUGUGCUGUUCAGACAUCCCACUUGACAGCUUCUUGACUACCGUUUGAAUAACCAUUGGGCAGUCAUAAAAAUGAUUAAUAGGUCAUUAGCAUUGAUAUCUAAGAAAACGUCUAGCCCAAAGUCAAAGCAUCUGCUAUAGAUGCUUAACAAUAGGCCUAAAACCAUGUCUUGGACUUUAAAGGCCAUUUCUUUGCUAAAUUGUCCAAAAUUCGGGUACAGGUUUUACUUCAAGUGCAGGUCAGCUAAGUCAGGGAGCAACAAUGUAAAGGUGGGAAGAAGUGGGGAUGUACACACUUGCCUCUUCUUCUGUCCUGACUCAAUCAGCAUUCUUCAAACCCGGGAAAAUUUGUCAGAAUCUAAUUUAAUUAUACUGAUUUUGAGCUGUAGCAAAUUUAACUGUUACCAUUUUUCUACCAGUUACAGGUUGUAUGUUGGAAAGAAGCAACUAUAGAUAGAUCUAUGUACAUAGUUAUCUCUCUUUUCACAAAAGUUAUAGUAAAAUGGAUUGUAAAUAACAUUGUAAAUAACUAAAUGCUAAUUUAAUAUUCAAAAUUUUGUAUUAAAAUGUAUUUUCCGCAAUGUA
This is a messenger RNA of Equus quagga, 2287 nucleotides long. It is a transcript of the gene GATAD1, whose product is annotated as GATA zinc finger domain containing 1. The transcript is spliced from 5 exons. Gene Ontology annotation, molecular function: zinc ion binding; sequence-specific DNA binding. Bases 215 to 1030 code for a protein of 271 amino acids. NCBI's taxonomy places the organism in Eukaryota, Metazoa, Chordata, Mammalia, Perissodactyla, Equidae. Gene Ontology annotation, biological process: regulation of DNA-templated transcription; chromatin organization. Gene Ontology annotation, cellular component: nucleus. The record is from RefSeq and is a predicted model, not a curated record.